CUUCCGUUUUUGUGAGCUCGCGCCAGUAGUGCAGGCGCCUCUCCCGCCGCAACCUGGCUUCCAGCAACACGACAUGAAGAUCGCCGUGCUGCUUUUGCCGCUGCUGGUACAUGCGUGCGCGUGUGCGAGGAUCCUGGGCAUCAACCCCACGCCGUCCAUCAGCCAUCAGCUGCCCUUCCUCAUCAUCAUGCGAGCUCUCGCUGAACGUGGUCACCACGUCACCAUCAUCACCACUGACCCUAUGAAGGAUCCACCGCCAAACACUACCCAAGUCGAUGUAUCCUUCAUGUACGAAAAGUGGAAAAGAGAUGUCGAUUUCUUCCAGUUGUCUCAACUUCCGAAGUUCGAUGCCGCGAACUUCAUGGGAGGGGUUGCUGUAUCUGACUGUGAAGCUCAGUUCCAAUUUCCGGCUGUGAAGGAAGUAGUCCAGUACGGUCAGAAAUUCGACGUGGUAAUCAUGGAGCUGUUCCUACACUUCUGCUACCUCGGCAUGGUGCAGAAGCUGGGCGCUCCUCCCGUGGUUGGCUUCUGGUCGGCGGAGCUGUACCCGCACCUGCACCGCAUCGUGGGCAACCCCGUGAACCCGGCCUACUUCCCCGAGUUCCAGUCCACCUACACGGACCACAUGACUUUCUGGGAGAGAGCUCACAACGCUUACGACACCCUUCAGUCCUUCCGGAUGCCCGGAGACUUUGGGCCAAGGCAGGAUGAGACAAUGAGAAAACAUUUCGGCAGCGAACUCCACAGCAUUCAUGAGCUGCAGUACAACAUCAGCCUGCUGCUCGCCAACAACCACUACUGCACCGGCUAUCCAAAGCCGCUGCAGCCCAACGUAAUACAAAUGACAGGACUUCAUAUCACAGGAAAGAGUAACCCACUGCCACAGGACAUACAGCGCUUUCUUGACGGAGCGAAGCAGGGCGCCAUCUACUUCAGCCUUGGCUCAAACGUGAAGAGCAGCAGCCUCCCCGGCGACACACUGCGAGCUCUGCUGGAAGCUUUCUCACAGCUGCCACAGAGGGUGCUCUGGAAGUUUGAGGACGACUCCCUACCGGGAAAGCCCGCCAACGUCAUGGUCGCCAAGUGGCUCCCUCAGCAGGAUGUGUUGGCUCACCCAAACGUGCGACUAUUCAUCACCCAGGGCGGACUUCAAAGUUUCAAUGAGGCAGCAUACUAUGGAGUGCCUCUCAUUGGAAUACCGUUUUUUGGGGAUCAAGGAUACAACGUGGCAAAGAUGGUCAGUGCGGGAAUAGGGAUGAAACUGGAUUUCAAGAGUAUUACAAAAGAGAAGAUGCUACAAACCAUUCAGACAGUGCUAGGGGAUAAGAGCUACCAGGAGAACAUGAAGCGCUACUCUGCCAUCUACCGAGAACACCAGGGCACGUCCCUAGAAAACGCAGUGUGGUGGGUGGAGUACGUGAUCCGCCACCAGGGGGCUCCACACCGCAGCGCAGCCCUCGAUCUGCCCUGGUGGCAGCUGCUGCUGCUCGACGUCAUAGCCUUCAUACUGGCUGUGGGGGCCACGGUGGCGUUUGUCCUCUACAAGCUGAUGCGCCGCUUGGUGUCGGCCGUAUCUCGACCGAGCAAGAUUAAGAAACAGUGAAACACUGUUUGCAGGAGCUUGUGUGCACGUGGCCACCAACCAUACGUUGCAGCUAUGGACUCCUGAGGUACUAUGAACUUAGCUUAAACCUGGGUAUUGUGAAGAAGUCCCUGUUGCACAUAAGUAACAUUUGGAGUGGUUACAGUAUGGAACAUACCUUCGUAAGAAGAUGAACAGAUACAUCAUCAGUUGCAUACAUUUGGUUGGUGAGAUGGUGCUUUUACUACGCAUCCCGCCCCAUUAGUGCUAGUACUACUCAGGUAACAGUGCUCGAAAACUGAUGUUCCUGAAGAAAUUCUCUAGUAUUCAUUCUGAGCUGCUGCUACGCAGUGUUAUAAAAUUCUCGUCGCCCAUUCGAAUUCCAAUUUGAGAAACGAGGCCAGCAGAACCUGCCAGCAGUCAGCUCACACUCAUCUGCAGUGUGAUGAAUUAUUACCAGUAUUCUGGCAUUUCUAUACUUAAAAACACUGUGCAAGAUUUAUGUAUCUUCUGCAACUUUUCACACAACAGUAUGAACACGAUGGUUCUGCGAGCUAUUAUGUGUGUGUGUGUGUGUGUGUGUGUGUGUGUGUGUGUGUGUGUGUGUGUGUGUGUGUGGUGUGCAUGUGUGUAAAUCUAUGACGCUCAACAGCGAUGUUAUUAGUGGCCUUGCCAAUAUAUUCCGCGGGGAAUAUAAUUAAAACAUUUAAAAUAAAAGUGAAUUAUGCAUAAA
Schistocerca piceifrons (Central American locust) is the source of this 2315-nucleotide messenger RNA. Its product is annotated as UDP-glucosyltransferase 2-like. The record is from RefSeq and is a predicted model, not a curated record. Gene Ontology annotation, molecular function: UDP-glycosyltransferase activity. Lineage: Eukaryota; Metazoa; Arthropoda; Insecta; Orthoptera; Acrididae.